CAAAAAAACAGAUCGGAUCUUGCACGCUAAUUUUACAUAGUAAAAAUAUAACAAGUUUUAUCAGUAAAUAUUAGAAAAUGAUGUCCCAAGAAGAUCUUGCUCGUUUUGAAACACUUUGUCAAUCUAUUUACGGACAAAAGGAGGAAGCAAGAAAGGAUGCUGAAAGACAACUUUUCAUGUUCCAAAAAUUAGAAAGCUAUCCUAAGUUGGUGCUAAUCUUUGAUAAGAGCAAAGACCCACAUGCUUUAUUCUUUGCAUCCCAACAAAUAACCAAGCUAUUGACAAGUCAUUGGAAUAGUUUUUCUAAUGAUAAAAAGACAGAUCUUCGAAAUUAUCUUUUGAAUUAUUUAGCUAGUUGUGGGUUUGAACUUCCAAAGUUUGUAUCUUCUGAUUUAUUUAAACUUGUUGGUAGAUUGACCAAAUUAGGAUGGUUGGAAGACCAACAGAAUCGUGAUCUACCAGAAUUAAUUAAGAAGUACUUUAUUACUGUUGCAAACCCUCAACUUUCUGUUGUUGGUAUUAGGAUUCUCGGAAAUAUUAUUGAAGAAAUGAAUACACUCACUACAAGAAAAAGCUUGACACAACAUCGUAAAAUUGCUGUUUCAUUCAGAGAUUUAGCUUUGAGAGGAAUUUUUGAAACUGCCAUUUUUACUUUGAAAGACGUUUUAAGAGCUCUUGGAGCACUUUGUCAAGAGGCUUUAGAACUUUCAUUAAGUUGUUUAAAGUUUGAUUUUGUUGGUAUAUUCCCUGAUGAAUCUUCAGAAGACAUAGGCACUAUUCAAAUACCUGCUGCUUGGAGACCUCUGUUCGAAGAAUCUGACACCUUAGAAUUAUUUUGGAAUUUAUAUACUACAUUAACAAAUGCCAAGUUAAGGAAGGACGUUCUGCAAAUUCUUGUUUUAUUGUGCAGUGUAAGGCGAUCACUCUUUACAGGAGAUGAUGAACGAAAACAAUUUUUAUCCAAGUUUUUUGAGGGAAUGUGUACUAUCUUACAAUCACGAUAUGGUCUUGACGAUCAAGAUACCUACCAUGAGUUUUGUAGACUUUUAGCGCGUAUCAAGUCAAAUUUCCAACUUAAUGAAUUUGUUGCAUGCAAAGGUUAUGUACAGUGGCUAGAUUUAUGUGCCAAUUUUUCAAUUGAAAGUUUCACCUCUCUUGAGUGGUCGAAUCAAUCAGUUUAUUAUAUUUUAAAUUUAUGGUCAAGACUUGUUGCUUCAAAGCCUUACUUAAAGUCUGAAAAUGAAAGUUAUCUAGAAAAAUACGUACCAGAAAUAUGUAAAAAGUAUACAAUUUCCAGAUUAGAAUAUGCUAGACUUUGUGCACAUGAUGAAUGUGAUGACAACCCAUUAGACCACAAAGAAAAUUUAGAUGAGCAAUUAGAUGCUAUACCCCAACUUGUUCAUUUUGAUUACAAAACAGCUGGACAACAUUUAACCGAUCUUUUCGACCCUGUUUUGCAGUUAUACUUGGAAUCUGUUAACAAUAAGGUACAUAUGAAAAAUUUGAACGAACUAGAACAAAAAUUGACAUGGCUCACUUACAUAGUUGGUUCUGUUAUUGGUAAAAGAUAUGUUAGCUCGCUAUCUGUUGAUGAAGCUGAACUAUUGGACGGCACAUUAUCUGCCAGAAUUUUGAGAUUAAUUCCUUUAAUAGAUAUUAGAAUUAAGAAUUAUUCAUUUUCUAACCAUCUUAAAGAUGAAUCAUUACAACAUCUGGAAUAUGCUUUGUUAUAUUUUAUGAAAAAUUUUAAGAAAUCAUACCUUGGUGAUUCAUCAACCUCUGUUGGUAAUGGUAACAAUCCAAAGAUUUUUGUACGACUAGCCGAACUUUUAAAUAUUGGUGAACAACUUCAGGUAUUGAAUAUUUUUAUUGGAAAGAUAGCAAGUAAUUUGAAAGUAUGGGCUAAAGUUGAUAAUAUAGUUACUGAAACUAUGGGACUCUUUGAUGAAAUAGCUUCAGGCUACAAUAGUGCUAAACUGGCAUCAAAGCUUGAAACAACUCAAUAUCUUUUGUUGAAUCAUGGUCCUGAAAAUUUCCCAUUUUUGAAUGAAAUUACAAAUCUUAGACAAAGAACAGCUUUUUACAAGACGCUAUGUAAACUCCUUUUUUUACAAAAUUAUACAGAAGAUGAUUUUACAUCAUUUAUCAAACCAUUGGAAUCAGUUAGUGACAGAUUAAACUCUAUAGAUAAUCCAGAAAUUUUCAAACAGGAAGGUGUUAAAAACGCUCUAAUAGGAUGGUGUCGUGACCUUCGAGGAAUAGUAUUUGGUUGUAAUAAUAAGAGAACUUAUACAUUCUUUUUUGAAUGGUUUUUUGACAAGUACAGUGGAAUUUUGGAAAAGGCUGCUCAAGUCUGGUAUGCUGAUCAAUUUGUUAUGAAUUCAUUGUUGAAAUUUUUAGCAGAUUUUGUAUUGAACAAGAAUCAAAGAAUUGCUUUUAGUUAUAGCUCACCUCAUGGUAUUUUAAUAUUCAAAAAGACAAGCUCUAUUUUGACAAACUAUGGUCAAAGACUCCAUAACGUGCCAAUCAAAAAGGAAGCGUACGCUGAAAAAUAUAAGGGUAUUUGCACUAGUAUGAAUAUUUUAUCCAGAUGUUUGGCUGGUAAAUAUUGUAACUUUGGCGUUUUUGAUUUGUACAAAGAUCCUGCCCUCAAUGAAGUUUUGAAUACUGUUAUUCGUCUUGCACUUAGUAUUCCAUACUCGGAUAUAAUGGCAUAUCCAAAAUUAUGCAGAGCAUACUAUGGAUUGAUGGAAACCCUUUUCCAAGAACAUACCCAUACAAUUAUUAGAUUUGAAACAUCCAUUUUCUUACAAAUAUUGAGCUCUCUUGAAGAAGGUGUUUCCAUUGAAGAAUUGAGCUUAUCUUCUCAAGUUUGUGCUGCUUUGGAUAACCUUUUUACUUUUUAUUAUACUCAAGCUAAGAAAAAUACUCCAGAUGCUCAAGUUUUAGCAAAUCACUUAAAACAGAACGAUAAUUUGAUUCCAAAUAUGUUAACUCAAUUCUUUAGAAUAAUUAUUUUGGAAGAAUGUGGCAAUCAGUGGAGUCUAUCAAGGACCAUGUUGGUAUUGAUAGUACUUAACCCUUCAUUCUAUGAAAAUUUGAAACAAGUAAUUAUCAAUUCUGUUGCUGGAGAUGAUGUUGAACGAGCAUCCAAAGUGAGGGAGGCUUUCGAUAAGCUAAUGGAUGGUGUUGAAAUUAAUUUAGAACCAAAGAAUCGUGACAAAUUUACUGGGAAUCUAAUAACGUUCAGACAAGAUGUACGAAAUGUAAUUUAAAUUGGCUGUAAUUAAAAUUAUUU
Naegleria gruberi is the source of this 3298-nucleotide messenger RNA. Its product is annotated as exportin-7. Gene Ontology annotation, cellular component: cytoplasm; nuclear pore. The transcript has 3 exons. Gene Ontology annotation, molecular function: small GTPase binding; nuclear export signal receptor activity. Bases 78 to 3275 code for a protein of 1065 amino acids. Gene Ontology annotation, biological process: protein export from nucleus. Lineage: Eukaryota; Heterolobosea; Eutetramitea; Acrasida; Naegleriidae. The record is from RefSeq and is a predicted model, not a curated record.